Messenger RNA from Saxophila tyrrhenica, 741 nucleotides. RefSeq lists its product as uncharacterized. The record is from RefSeq and is a predicted model, not a curated record. Lineage: Eukaryota; Fungi; Ascomycota; Dothideomycetes; Mycosphaerellales; Extremaceae. The transcript is spliced from 3 exons. The coding region runs from base 1 to 741 and encodes 246 amino acids.
AUGGCGGUGCUUCGAUCGUUGUUGUCGUUGACAGUGCUGGCCGGGUUCGGCGCAGCAGCCCCGGUCAUAUAUCAGCAGACACCAUUGCUGACCCCAAGCAAGGUCAUAUAUCAGCAGACACCAUUGCUGACCCCAAGCAAUAUUGGCGUGCUUGACGAGCAGGAAUGGAUUCUGAGAGUCAACACCACGUUCGACGCUGUGAACCUUAAAGACAAGCCCAUCCAGCCUUUGGAGAGCUACGGCUACCUCGACUUCCACCACUACUCAAUCUUCGACCCAAAAGCAGCAGCUGCUGCUGGAAAGCUCAACAAGAGCGAUGUCGACUGUGCCGUAACUCAGCCUAAUGCCCUCCUCAUCCAGCCCGGAAACCAAACCACAUCAGCAAUCAUCCAGUCAAACGCCACUGCCCUCGAGGGGACGAACCUCAACCCUUUCUUCGACUUUGUCAGCCUGUCGUUCAAGCCCUUGGCUGCCGACGUCGAUGUGAUCUUCAUAGACUUGUUUUCUUGGACGAUCAAGGAUGGCAAAGCCGAAAAUGUCGAAGAGCUGUACGUGGGAUUUUUGCCAGAGAGUGAUGGGUCUUUCCUUGGUUGGGACUUGGAGCCUAGGGCAUUCAUUGACGGCUGGGGAAAGGGGUCGAACUGGGUUGAACUCAGAGGCUAUGAUGAAGAUUUCAAUCCGAUGCCGUUCUGUGUCGACAACAUCGUGGUGGAAUACCACAAGACUGGCAAUGAUGAGUAA